AUGCCCCCUCUCAACACCCUCACCACUGCCCUCUAUACUCUCUACAGUGUGGACAGUCUUAACCCGCACCAGGCCCCUCUCACAACACCCUCACAACUGCCCUCUAUACUCUCCACAGUGGUCAGUCUUAACCCGCACCAUGCCCCCUCACAACCCCCUCACCACUGCCUCUAUACUCUCUACAGUGUGGUCAGUCUUAACCCGCACCAGGCCCCCCUCACAACCCCCUCACCACUGCCCUCUAUACUCUCUACAGUGGUCAGUCUUAACCCGCACCAGGCCCCCUCUCACAACCCCCUCACCACUGCCCUCUAUACUCUCUACAGUGUGGUCAAUCUUAACCCGCACCAGGCCCCCUCACAACCCCCUCACCACUGCUGUCUAUACUUCUACAGUGGUCAGUCUUUAACCCGCACCAGGCCCCUCACAACCCCCUCACCACUGCCCUCUAUACUCUCUACAGUGUGGUCACUGCCCACUAUAUUCUCUACAGUGGUCAGUCUUAACCCGCACCAGGCCCCCGUCACAGCCCCCUCACCACUGCCCUCUAUACUCUCUACAGUGGUCAGUCUUAACCCGCACCAGGCCCCUCUCACAACACCCUCACCACUGCCCUCUAUACUCUCUACAGUGGUCAGUCUUAACCCGCAUCAGGCCCCCUCACAACCUCCUCUCACCACUGCCCUCUAUACUCUCAACAGUGUGGUCAGUCUUAACCCGCACCAGGCCCCUCUCACAACACCCUCACCACUGCCCUCUAUACUCUCUACAGUGGUCAGUCUUAACCCGCAUCAGGCCCCUCUCACAACCUUCUCACCACUGCCCUCUAUACUCUCAACAGUGGUCAGUCUUAACCCGCACCAGGCCCCCGUCACAGUACUCUCACCACUGCCUUCUAUACUCUCAACAGUGGUCAGUCUUAACCCGUACCAGCCCCCAGCCCCUCACAACCCCCUCACCACUGCCCUCUAUAAUCUCUACAGUGGUCAGUCUUAA
Messenger RNA from Haliotis rubra (blacklip abalone), 996 nucleotides. Its product is annotated as mucin-2-like. The coding region runs from base 1 to 996 and encodes 331 amino acids. The transcript has 6 exons. The record is from RefSeq and is a predicted model, not a curated record. Lineage: Eukaryota; Metazoa; Mollusca; Gastropoda; Lepetellida; Haliotidae.